Rana temporaria (common frog) is the source of this 1569-nucleotide messenger RNA. Its product is annotated as E3 ubiquitin/ISG15 ligase TRIM25-like. The record is from RefSeq and is a predicted model, not a curated record. Gene Ontology annotation, molecular function: protein binding; zinc ion binding. Lineage: Eukaryota; Metazoa; Chordata; Amphibia; Anura; Ranidae. The transcript has a single exon. The coding region runs from base 1 to 1569 and encodes 522 amino acids.
AUGGCGUCUGCUUCUCUAGGAGACGAGCUGAGCUGCUCCAUCUGCUUGAACCUUUAUAAGGAGCCGGUGUCACUGAGAUGCGGACACAACUUCUGUCGGGAUUGUAUGGUGACUUCUCUGGAUACACAGGAGGGGUCCGGAGUUUAUUCCUGUCCGGAGUGCAGAGAGGAGUUUGCAGAGCGCCCCACUCUGGAGAAGAACAGGAAGCUGUGUAACAUAGUGGAGACUUUCCAAUCUACUGACCAGGAGAAGACGGAGGCCUUGUGUACGUACUGUGACCUCCCAGAACGAGCCGUUAAAAUGUGUCUCCAAUGUGAGUCCUCUUUUUGUGAAAGGCAUUUGCUUAAACACAAGAAAUUAGUUGGACAUAUCCUAGUUGAACCCGCCGUUACCCUGGAGGACAGAAAAUGCUCCAUACACAAGGAGAUCCUGAAAUAUUACUGCUCAGAAGACAUGGUCAGCGUCUGUGUGUCCUGCUGCCUGGCGGGUCAGCAUAGAGGACACCAGGUGCAGCUUCUGAAUGAGGCCUCGGAGAAGAAGAAAGAGAAGCUGAGGAAGCUUACAGAGAAGCUAGACGCUGAUGUACAGGAAACUGAUAAAAGCAUUCACAAUCUAAGCAACUACAGAAAAGAAGAGAAAGAAAAAGCAGCAGCAAUCGCUCAGAAGGUCAAUGGGGUGUUUGGAGACAUCAGGAGGCAACUGGAUGUUCUUGAGUGGAAAGUCUUGUGCGAGGUCUUCAAACAGGAGAAGCAGGUCGUCAAGUCGGUCUCAAGGCUGAUCCAACAGUUGGAGACACAGAAGAGUGAGAUAUCCAGCAAGAUCGAUCAGAUCAAAGAUCUGUGUGAUAUCGCAGACGCUUUUACUUUUCUGGGAAAAGAGCAAGAAAUGGACGACCUCAAACCUGGGAGAUGUGAGAUCAUCAGUGACAUGAUGGAUGCCGGUUACGUUGACGACACACCAAUCUUACAAAUGCUUCACAGGGGACUUCUACUCUUUGCCGAUGGCCUCACUGACCUGAAAAUAAAGAGGGAGUUCUCAGUGAUGGAUAAAGCAGACAUCUUAUUGGAUAUAAACACUGCUCAUAAUAACAUUGUUUUAUCAGAGAAUCUCAGGUCAGCUUCUUAUACGGAUAAGAGUCAGAAGAGACCCAACUGCCCAGAGAGGUUUUUGUGCUGCCAAGUGAUAAGUACACAAAGUUUCUCAUCGGGGAAACACUACUGGGAGGUGGACGUGAGUCAGGCCAAGAAGUGGCUCAUAGGGGUGGCUUCUAAAAGCUUGGAGAGGAAACAAAUGGGCAAAGAAACUUACAUAGGAUACAAUGCGAAAUCCUGGGGACUUUAUGAAAAUCAUUUUUUUAGAGCAUGCCACAAUAAUAUUCAUAAAAUCAAGGAGAGAAAGUCUCCAGUGGAGGCAAUCGGGAUCUAUAUGAAUUACGAAGCCGGGCUUUUGUCCUUCUACGAAAUUUGUGAACCCAACAGGCACCUCCACACCUUCACCGCCACCUUCACCGAACCCCUCCAUGCUGCUUUUUAUGUAUUUCCAGGUUCUAGCAUAAAAAUCAUCAACUAA